AUGGUUGCAGACGCCUGGUUCGGCUUCUCAUGGCUCCUCAACAACCAACUCCCCAAGCUCAACCCCAUCAAACGCGUGCCGGACCUCGCCGCCCUGGCGGAACGGCACAGCGAAGCCAUCCUUCCGGGAAUCGACGACUUUGUCAUGACUAUCAACCCCGUGGAUGAACCCGUCAUGUACACGGUGAACACCAUCCUCUCUAUCCUCGCCGCCGACUACCCCAUUGACAAGUACGCCAGCUACCUCUCUGACGACGAUGGCUCAUUGGUGCACUAUGAGGCAAUGAUCCACGUUGCUCAUUUUGCUGCUUUGUGGGUCCCGUUUUGCCGGAAGCAUUGCAUCGAGCCAAGGUCCCCGGAGAACUAUUUUAGGAUGAAAACCAGGUCGUGUGUCGGGGGUAUGGCAGGAGAGUUCAUGAGUGAUCACAGGUGUGUGCGCAAAGAAUAUGGUGAGUUCAAGGUGAGAAUAGAUUCCCUUUCUACAACCGUCCGCCGACGGUCUGAUGCCUACAACAAAGGAGAUGAUGGUGUACAUGCCACUUGGAUGGCUGAUGGGACACAAUGGGCGGGUGCAUGGAUUGAGCAAGCUGACAACCAUCGUAGAGGACAACAUACAGGAAUUGUUCAGGUCAUGCUCGGCUAUCCAAGUUGUAAACCACAGCUUGGAUCUUCAGCGAACACCAAAAAUCCAAUUGACUUGAGCAACAUUGACAAAAGACUCCCAAUGCUCGUAUACAUUUCCCGGGAGAAGCAUCCCGGUUAUGACAACCAAAAGAAGGCAGGCGCCAUGAACGUGAUGCUCCGCGUCUCCGCCUUACUCUCAAAUGCGCCUUUUGUCAUCAACUUUGACUGGGACCACUACAUCAACAACUCGCAAGCUCUCCGUGACCCUAUGUGCUUCAUGCUCGACCCUCGCGGCGGUCAGAACACGGCCUUCGUCCAGUUACCACAACGCUUCGACGAUGUCGACCUGACAGAUCGCUACUCCAACCACAAUCGUGUCUUCUUCGAUGGCACCAUGCUUUCGCUCAACGGCCUCCAAGGGACAACCUACCUUGGCAUAGGCACCAUGUUCCAUCGAGUCGCACUCUAUGGCAUGGAGCCACCACGAUAUAGAGCGGAGAGCAUCAAGCUGGUACGUAAGGCCGCUGAGUUGGGUAACUCGACGCAAUUCCUGAACUCAAUACCGGAUGGCGCAAUCCAAGAGCGGUAUAUCACCCCGGUGUUGGUCGACGAGGGGUUUAGCAAUGACAUAACCACCUUGAUGACGUGUGCUUAUGAGGAUGGUAGUCCAUGGGGUAGAGUCAUCGGGUGGGUGUACAACAUCGCGACGGAGGAUGUGGUGACCGGAUUCCGCAUCCACUGGCAAGGGUGGCGUUCCAUGUAUUGCUCCAUGGAGCCAGCUGCAUUCCGCGGAAUGGCACCAAUCAACCUCACCGAUCGCCUCUACCAGGUGCUCCGGUGGUCAGGCGGAUCCCUCGAGGUGUUCUUCUCCCGCAGCAUCGAUCUGCAGCGCAUCGCUUACCUCAACAUGUCGAUCUACCCGAUCGCCACGAUGUUCGUCCUGGCCUACAGCUUCUUCCCGGUGAUGUGGCUCUUCUCCGAGCAAUCGUACUACAUCCAGAGACCGUUCGACAUGUACAUCAUGUACCUCGUAGCUGCCAUAGCGAUGAUGCACGUGAUCGGCAUGUUUGAGUUGAAAUGGGCGGGGAUCACGCUGCUGGACUAG
This is a messenger RNA of Triticum turgidum subsp. durum (durum wheat), 1728 nucleotides long. The record is from the annotation of a GenBank genome assembly. Lineage: Eukaryota; Viridiplantae; Streptophyta; Magnoliopsida; Poales; Poaceae.